AUAUUUCCAAACCACAACAACCAACAAAUUUUCAAAAUUCUAUAGCUUUUCACUUUUGAUUUCUGUCACAAGAAACCUGCUUAAAAGUAUUUGUUUCACUUGAGAAAGAUUCUUAUUCAUACAACAAUGGCCAUUCGCCAAAUGUUGAGACGUUCUUUAUCCAGUGAAAGAAGGUCGACUGAAGUUUCGAAAGGGCAUGUUGCUGUUUAUGUCGGGGAGGGUGAAAAGAAGCGUUUUGUGAUUCCAGUGUUGUACUUGAACCACCCCUCGUUUCAAGAAUUACUGUUUCAAGCAGAGGAAGAGUUCGGAUUCAAUCACCCUAAUGGAGGCCUCACCAUCCCUUGUAGUGAGGACUUGUUUGUAGAUUUCAUCUCUGGCUUCAGCAGAAGAUGAUUUGUAGCAAUAGUUUUAGGAGUAUAAUUUUGUAGAGUAGAAUAUGUAUACAUUGGAAAAUCGUAUAAUAGUAGAUGAAUAUAUAUAAAUGAAACUUUAUGGACCAAA
Messenger RNA from Salvia miltiorrhiza (redroot sage), 501 nucleotides. Its product is annotated as auxin-induced protein 6B-like. The record is from RefSeq and is a predicted model, not a curated record. Gene Ontology annotation, biological process: response to auxin. The coding region runs from base 127 to 393 and encodes 88 amino acids. Lineage: Eukaryota; Viridiplantae; Streptophyta; Magnoliopsida; Lamiales; Lamiaceae. The transcript has a single exon.